Messenger RNA from Nematolebias whitei (Rio pearlfish), 3878 nucleotides. RefSeq names its product E3 ubiquitin-protein ligase DTX4. Gene Ontology annotation, molecular function: zinc ion binding; ubiquitin protein ligase activity. Gene Ontology annotation, biological process: Notch signaling pathway; protein ubiquitination. The record is from RefSeq and is a predicted model, not a curated record. Bases 1 to 2661 code for a protein of 886 amino acids. NCBI's taxonomy places the organism in Eukaryota, Metazoa, Chordata, Actinopteri, Cyprinodontiformes, Rivulidae. The transcript has 8 exons. Gene Ontology annotation, cellular component: nucleoplasm.
AUGGGCAACCAAACUGUGCUGAUCCUCGCUUGCAGCUUAAUAUGCCUGUUAUUGUUGCUACUUUUCCUGUACAAGAAGUUAAACAGGGAGGCAGAUGGCGAAUAUACCAUCCGACGCAUAAUCUACAAGGAAGGAGGAGUCAGGGACCAGGUGAGAGGAGCAGUAACGGCUGUGGAAACACGUCUUGGAAUCCAGUUGUGGCCUCACAGCGAUGAAGGAGAAGAGUUGCAGAGUAUUGAAGAAGGACAGGCUACUGGUAGCCAACAGGGGGAUGACUCGAAUGGAGAAGAUGACGAAGAUGAGGAUAAUGAGGACCAGAGUGGCAGCAGUAAGGAAGAAGAGGACGACAAUAAGUCAUGUUCGGAUAGCUCCGAAGCAGGGGAGCAGAACAGGCUAAUGGGUGAACCAGAUGAAAGUGAUGAGAUGGAGGAAAACAUGGAGGAGAAGCAGGAGCAACAGGAAAAAGAGCAGGGUAAAGCAGAAAUAAGUGGAAUGAAGAUAGACCUGAAGCAGUUUUCUGGGAGCGUCAUCUGGUCUGACGAAGGAGGUACCCUUCGACCUGUACGACGUAGUUUCUACGACCCCACCUCGGCACCGGGGCAGGGCUGUUUGUGGGAGUGGGAGAACGACGCCGGCAGUUGGACAGCAUACGACACUGAGGUGGGCAUUGCCAUCCAGGCAGCUUGUGAUCGUCAACAGCCCUGUCUGGACCUGGCACCUCUGGGUUUCUGCUACCUCAUUGACUUUGAAAACAUGACCCAAAUCAACGGGCAAACGCAACGCUGCAGAAGAAUCCAGCGUCGCUCAGACCUUGCUUACCCACUGGUUUCCGGGCCCUUACCCAGGUCUCACCAUGCCUGGGGACCUAUGUCCAUGCCCGGCCAUGGGGGACUUCUUGGCGUUGAUGUUUCUAGUGUUGGUAUGGGGACAAUGAGGAUGAGCAGUGGUGGAACAGGAAAUGGAAGCGCCUAUCCCAGUGGGGCCCUUCCUGCCUCAGCCAUCACCUCUUUAGGACAGCCAUGCGCAUGUCAGCAGUGUAUGUUGAUGCUAAGCAUCAAAGCAGGUACCAUGUCGACUGCGCAAACUCUGGGUCGAAGACCGCUACAGAUCAAGCCCCCCAGUCCCAAACUAAGCAGUUACCCUUUCCCAGGAGGUGCUUACUCCUUAACACUCCCUCGGCCUCCAUCACUGUCAAGAUCUCUGUCCCCUCACAGGACGGCUUUAGUUGGAGCAACGGGUGGCUACAGUGUAGCUGGUACAGGUGGAGGAGGUGGUUUGGGUAUUAUUGGCGCUGGGGGUUAUAGCAGUACCGGCUUCAGUUUUGGAGGAGGCUUCCCCCACUCGCUUUCCCUUCUAGGGCCAGCCACUGCUGCUCUCUCCAUCUCUUCGAAUCGUCCACCUCCUCCUACUCUCCCACCCCCUCCGCCUCCACCUCCUCCACCCUGCACCACUCCCUCAUCGACCACCGUCUUACCACCUCAACCCCCUCCUCCCUCCUCCCUCUCCGUUUCCUGUUCUGCUCCCACAGUACCCACCCCAGCCCCACCUCUCAUCUCCACAGCUGCCUCUACCUGCACACCGUCGCCUUCUGCCCGGGUUCUGGGUCCGGUGUCUUCAUCUGGUGCUGCCGCCUGUGCCGCCCCUCUACCGCCACGAUCCAGCCUCGCAGGUCUGAGCCGUCCUGCAUUGCAGCGUAUCGCCAUGGCCCAGUCACGAGCACUUAUCGCCUCAGGAGUGCCAACGGUUCCCGUUAAGAACCUGAAUGGAUCUAGUCCUGUACACCCCGCCCUGGCAGGCAUCACGGGCAUCCUGAUGAGCGCAGCAGGACUUCCUGUCUGCUUGACCCGGCCUCCGAAGCUGGUGCUUCAUCCUCCGCCUGUCAGCAAGAGCGACAUCAAACCUGUGCCCGGCCUGGGCCACUGCUGUCGCAAGACCACAAAGAAACAAGCCCGGAAAGGCAAGACACCUGAGGAAGUGGUGAAGCGUUAUCUUCAGAAAGUUCGUAACCCUCCAGAGGAGGACUGCACCAUCUGCAUGGAGGCGCUGUCUGGACCGUCGGGCUACAAGGGUCCUGGCGUAGGCGGCAUCUCCCGGGCUGAAUCGGUGGGCCGCCUGGCGCAGUGUGGUCACCAGUACCACCUCCAGUGCCUCGUCGCCAUGUACAACAAUGGCAACAAGGACGGCAGCCUGCAGUGUCCCACCUGCAAAACCAUUUACGGAGUCAAGACUGGCAAUCAGCCCCCCGGCAAGAUGGAGUACCACGUCAUCCCUCACUCUCUGCCGGGUCAUCCCGACUGCAAAACCAUCCGGAUCAUCUACAACAUCCCUCCUGGCAUCCAGGGUCCUGAGCACCCAAAUCCAGGAAAACCGUUCACCGCACGUGGGUUUCCCAGACACUGCUACCUUCCUGACAGCGAGAAGGGGCGCAAGGUCCUGAGGCUGCUUCUGGUGGCGUGGGACCGCAGGCUCAUCUUCUCCGUGGGUACGUCCAGCACUACCGGCGAAUCCGACACGGUCAUCUGGAACGAGGUGCACCACAAGACCGAGUUCGGCUCCAACCUCACGGGCCACGGCUACCCCGACCUGGGCCACUUGGACAACGUUCUCGAGGAGCUGAGGGCCCAGGGGAUCACCGAGGAGGAGUGUCUACCCAGAGAAUGAGCGGAGACGUUUUGCCGGCCCCACGAGGGGAGAGAAGAACCUUCGGACAAAGAAAAGAGAGGGGGAGAACCCUGAAGGCAGAACUGUCGCCAAAUUUGUGUCAGCUUCGUCUGACUGCACGAGACAGUUCUGUGAGACAUUUGAGGUCACUGUGCUCGUACGAGUUGAUGUUAGUUUAAAAAAGAUCUGCCAUUGUACACGGAGAAACUUGAUAACAGAGACUAGACCAGAAUGUAUUUGAUCUUUUUAGUAAAUAUGACGUGUUUGUUGUUGCUGCUGCUAAGUGGGCCCAAGGGAAAUGAAAGGUGGUAUUUUUACGUGGACCUGAGGAUGUGUGGGGGGUUGCAAACAAAGAAACGUGUUUUUCAACUUUUAUUUUUCAAGCAGAGCAUCCUUUUAACUACAACGAACUGCAAACCUGAGCAUGGAUAUCUGCUGCCCUCUAGUGGGACCUUUUGAAAACUACAUCACUUUUUAGGUUUGGUUUUUAAAUCUUGUAUAUUCUAUAAAUACUUGAUAUAUGGUAUUAUUGCGUUCAUUCAUGUUUUUACAUUUGAAUGUUGAAUUUUGUUUUAUAUGGAGUAUUUCAUUGUAUAUUUUUAUUUUUUUUCCUUUUUGAAGACCAAAAGAGACAGUUUAAAUAAUCUGCCUGUCACUUUAUAUGUUUUCUUUAUGUAUGGCCAUUUUCAAAGUAUUCUGUUUCUUAAGCUCACAAACGGACAAAUAUCCGGUCAUUUACCACCCCAUGAGUUUUCUGUCUUCUUGGAGCAGCGGAAAUGUUCAAGUCCGGUAGAGGAUCGAGGGGUAAAACCCCUCCAGGAGGAGCAAAUUCUCCAAAAAGCUAGGAUUAGACCCCCCAGUCUGAGCUCAGAUUUGCACAGUGCUUUCUGCUUAGCAUCGUAAAGAUAACCAAGGCAAACGUGGAACUGUUGUAAUUUUAUGUAGGGCAGACACCAGCCUCAAAUCGCUCUGCAGAAUGUGGUUAUUGCUUGUUUGUGUGUGUGUGUGUGUGUGUGUGUGUGAUUUUUCACCAUGAACAGGUGCAAAAGACUGACACAGUCUGGGUGGAGUUGUGGCCGCAGUCCGUUUGCGUUCACUUCACUGUGAACUGAUUUUAAAGCAAGGAAUGUUUCUGAGUGAGAUGAAAUCGUGAGUGAGGGACGCACUAACAUAGAUCAACAUUUAUUUACAUUUAUACGUCAUGAUACUUUGUGUAU